CACACCGUGGACUGCGGGCGGGUCCUCACUUCGCCAUGUUGUCUCAUCCUCCAGGGAAUGAAUGAGGCGUCAUCCCUCUUGCGGCGGGGCGACGAGAGCUCAGCAAGGCCUAGUAACACACUUUCCAUUUUAUCGGUCCUCACCGCCUCUUUCCCGGCUCCAUACCGACACAGACAUCACCGGCUGCGGCGAGAAGAAACCGGGCGCUCAAGUGUCGCCGUGUUCAAGAAAGCGCCGGUUUUAAUUUUUAAUUAACACGGUUAAAAAACCUGCGGCGUGCGGAGCUGAACUAAGCAGAGAGCAGCCAGAGUUCGUUAUGAAUCGCUCCGUCCUAGUACCCCUCUUUCUCGUCCUGUUGGCCGGGCUUUGCCGAGCCGAGCAGCCCGAUAGCUCCCUCCUGAACGAGGAGGUGAAGCGGACCGUCGACCUGAGCUCGCACCUGGCCAAAAUCACAGCCGACAUCACCGUCUCCAACCCCGGCGCCUCGGCGGCCCAGAGCUUCCUUAUCGCGCUGGAUCCAGAGCUCCAGAGCCACCUGGCUUACAUCGGAGUCAUUGUGAAGGGAGACGAGGAGGAGGACAGUCGGCUGGAGCUGCAGGAGACCACGGUCAAGGGGAAGAGUGGGAAGUUCUUCCGCGCGCGCUUCCCCUCCCCGCUGGCAGGGGGCGCUAAGCUGAAGCUGUCCCUGGAGACGGUGUACACCCACGUCCUGCUGCCCUACCCCACACACAUCAGCCAGGCGGAGAAGCAGUUCGUAGUGUUCGAGGGAAACCAUUACUUCUACUCUCCCUACCCGACCCGCGCCCAGAGCACCCGCGUCAGACUCGCCUCCAAGAACGUGGAGAGCUACAGCAAGCUGGGCAGCCCCAGCAAGAGCGACGAGGUCAUCGAGUACGGGCCCUUCAAGGACAUCGCCCCCUACAGCCAGGAUGCUAUGAAGAUUCACUAUGAGAACAACGCCCCCUUCCUGACGAUCACGGACAUCACGCGCACCAUCGAGGUGUCUCACUGGGGCAACAUCGCCGUGGAGGAGACGGUGGACCUGCGUCACACGGGCGCCAUGCUCAAGGGACCCUUCUCACGCUACGACUACCAGCGGCAGUCCGACAGCGGCAUCUCCUCCGUCAAGUCAUUCAAGACGAUCCUGCCUGCGGCUGCCCAGGACGUGUAUUACCGGGAUGAGAUUGGGAACAUCUCCACUAGCCACCUGCUGGUGCUGGACGACUCAGUGGAGAUGGAGAUCCGGCCUCGCUUCCCUCUCUUCGGAGGCUGGAAGACGCACUACAUGGUCGGGUACAACCUGCCCAGCUACGAGUACCUGUACAACCUGGGUGACCAGUACGCUCUGAAGAUGAGGCUGGUGGACCAUGUGUUUGAUGACCAGGUUAUCGACUCCCUCACCGUCAAACUUAUCCUGCCCGAAGGAGCCAGGAAUAUCCAAGUGGACACCCCGUACUCCAUCCAGCGCGACCCCGAUGACCUGCACUACACCUAUCUGGACACGUUCGGCCGGCCCGUGGUCGUGGCUCACAAGAAGAAUCUGGUGGAGCAGCACAUCCAGGACGUGGUGGUCCAUUACAACUUCAAUAAGAUCCUGAUGCUGCAGGAGCCCCUGCUGGUGGUUGGCGCAUUCUACAUUCUGUUCUUCACAGUCAUUGUGUACGUGAGACUGGACUUCUCCAUCACCAAGGACCCCGCUGUGGAAGUGCGUAUGAAGGUGGCCUCGAUCACUGAGCAGGUCCUGACCCUGGUGAACAAGCGGCUGGGCCUGUACCGCCACUUUGACGAGGUCAUCAACAAGUACAAGCAGUCCCGCGACAUGGGUGCGCUCAACAGCGGCCGCAAGACCCUGGAGGCAGAGCACCGCACCCUCACCAACGAGGUGGCCUCGCUGCAGUCACGCCUCAAAGCAGAGGGCUCCGACCUGGCCGACAAGGUGGGUGAGAUCCAGAAGCUGGACGGCCUGGUGAAGGAUUUGGUGUCCCGGUCCUGCCAGGAGGCGGAGAGGCUGGUCGCCGGGAAGGUGAAGAAGGAGACGUACAUCGAGAGCGAGAAGCAGCUGUCUGCCAAGCGCCAGGACCUGGUGACCCGCAUAGACAGCUUGCUGGAUGCCUUGUAAAGGGCACAACAGGGCUUCAGAGAGGAGGAUUCCCAUUGCAGAGCGACCCAGCCAGGCCAGGCUUUCAUAGGAGGCUGCAAGUGUCUAAUUGGUUGAGUUGGGAAAAGAAAUAAAAAGCAUGUUCAGCUGUUAUACAUGCUGUGUACCCCUUCAUAUGUGUCUCAUUUCAACUGUUAUGCAUGCUGUGUACCCCUUCAUAUCUGUCUCAUUUAAACUGUUAUACAUGCUGCGUACCACUUCAUAUCUGUCUCAUUUCAACUGUUAUGCAUGCUGUGUACCACUUCAUAUCUGUCUCAUUUCAACUGUUAUGCAUGCUGUGUACCCCUUCAUACGUGUCAUUUUUGUUUAUCUUGUUUGAUUUUUUUUUUUCCCAUACAUUUCUAGCUAUGAAGUGCUAAACAGCAGCGCUGUGGUAUCAUUUAGCAGAGCUGCGUUUCCCUGGGUCUCCCUCUGAAGUUUUCUGUUCAAUCUCUCUCAAGUUUCAGCUCGUCUGAUUUGGCACAGUUGCAUGGUGGUGGUGAUGGUGGGAGAGCGUGUUUUUAAUUUUAUAUUUUUUUGGGGUGGGUUGACAUGAUCAAAAGCAAUACAAAUUGGUUGCUGAGUUUUUUGUGUGUGGAAUUAAACGCAGCAAGGGAAAUAAUGACAAUGUGAAUACAAGUUGAAAGUCUUUAGGGAGUUUCAGAAGGAACUGCUUUAUUUCUUGCGAUAUCUUUUGCUUUCUCUACUUUUCAGGAGCUUGGUUAUUUCUGAUUUUUUUUUUUUGCUUCAUGCUGUUAAGUUCUUUUGGUUCCUUCUCUACGAUGUAUUUUUUUUUUUUUUUUAGAAAUAAAGGAACAAAUUAAAUGUUUUCUUUUCUAUUGUGAGUUUCUGCCCUCCUGCCAGUGCAGGCUGUGUGUCUAAUGCAGUAAGAUGUGGGGUUGGCAGUGCACGAAGUCUCUUGAAUCUGGAGGCUGUGAUCUGUCUGUGGCUCUUGUGAUACUAAACAAACUGAGCCAGGGAAAUGUCCGCUGCAAGCCGUCUUCGCUGUCCAGUUUGUGUGACUUUCCAACAAACGACCAAAUUUGAAUAAAAAAACAAAAAAGACCUGUCAAAA
This is a messenger RNA of Acipenser ruthenus (sterlet), 3212 nucleotides long. Its product is annotated as dolichyl-diphosphooligosaccharide--protein glycosyltransferase subunit 1-like. Gene Ontology annotation, cellular component: oligosaccharyltransferase complex; membrane. NCBI's taxonomy places the organism in Eukaryota, Metazoa, Chordata, Actinopteri, Acipenseriformes, Acipenseridae. The transcript is spliced from 10 exons. The coding region runs from base 317 to 2119 and encodes 600 amino acids. The record is from RefSeq and is a predicted model, not a curated record.